This is a messenger RNA of Oreochromis niloticus (Nile tilapia), 1959 nucleotides long. Its product is annotated as zinc finger protein 708-like. The record is from RefSeq and is a predicted model, not a curated record. The transcript has 6 exons. Gene Ontology annotation, biological process: regulation of transcription by RNA polymerase II. The coding region runs from base 1 to 1959 and encodes 652 amino acids. Lineage: Eukaryota; Metazoa; Chordata; Actinopteri; Cichliformes; Cichlidae. Gene Ontology annotation, molecular function: RNA polymerase II cis-regulatory region sequence-specific DNA binding; DNA-binding transcription factor activity, RNA polymerase II-specific.
AUGACAACGGGUAGUGAGAGCAGCUGCACCUGCCUCAUCUGGAAGGUCCUCUCCAUUACAGGUGACUCCACUCAUCCCUUCAGCAGCGUCUUCAGUUUGCUGCCAUCAGGAAGGAUACUGAAGAGCCUCCGGGCCAGAACACACAGACUGAGAGACAGCUUCGUCCAUCGGGCUGUCAGGAUGCUGACCAUCUCUGAAUCGAGAAGGGGGGCCCAAGGCAGCGUGUUGAUCUUUUUGACAAACGCACCGGAGCGUCAGCUUCAAGCGGACCAUCACUACCUCUCACAUCUAAAGGACCAACAUGGAGCGAGAAGUCAGCGCUCUCAGGAGGCCGACAAACCUCACAGAAGAAAGAGAGAGAAAACAUACACCUGUGACGAGUGUGGGAAGGGUUUUACUGGGAAGGCAAAACUAAAACAGCAUCAGGUCAUCCACACUGGAGAGAGACCGUUCAGCUGUGACUUGUGUGGAAAGUCUUUUUCCUGGAAGCGUUCCCUAAAACAACACCAACUCAUCCACAGUGGAGUUAAAGCGUACAGCUGUGAUCAAUGUGGCAGAGCUUUUACUCACAGUAGCCACUUACAGAGUCAUCUAGUUACCCACUCUGGAAUUAAGGCAUACAGCUGUGACGAGUGUGGGAAGGAUUUUACUGGGAAGGCUGAACUAAAAUGUCAUCAGGUCAUCCACACUGGAGAGAGACCGUUCAGCUGUGACUUGUGUGGAAAGUCUUUUUCCUUGAAGGGUUCCCUAAAAAGACACCAACUCAUCCACAGUGGAGUUAAAGCGUACAGCUGUGAUCAGUGUGGCAGAGCUUUUACUCAAAGUAGCAGCUUACAGAGUCAUCUAGUUACCCACUCUGGAAUUAAGGCAUACAGCUGUGACAUUUGUGGAAAAACUUUCAGCCAGAGACGGAACCGAAAUACACACCUACACAUUCACAUCAGACAUGAUGUGUACUGCUGUGAACAGUGUGGCAAAUACUUUGCUACAGACGCAAACUUACAACAACACAUGUUUACCCACACUGAGGAGAGACCUUAUAAAUGUGACCUGUGUGAGAAGACUUUUAAAUCUCCACAUUACCUGAGACGACACCAACAGAUCCACACCAGAAAGAGACUCUACAAGUGCAGUUACUGUGAGAAGCAGAGCGACACAGAUGGAUCCAGUUCUCAACCCUGUCAUCACUGUGGUGGUGGGAAAGACUUUCAUUGUGACCUCUGUGGAAAAAGUUUCAGUUUGCAAGUUACCCUAAAAAGACAUCAACGUAGACACACUGGAGACAAACUGAAAUACUGCAAAGAAUGUGGGAGAAGCUUCACCACAUCAACUGAGGUAAAACGACAUGAACUGAUUCACAGUGGGGUUAAAAAGCACGUCUGUGAUCAGUGUGGGUCAUCCUUCACCACGGCAGGUCAGCUUAAAACACACAAACGAGUCCACACAGGAGAGAAACCAUACAAGUGCAGACACUGUGACAAAAGCUUCUUACAAUCAAGUCAUCGUAACAAGCAUGAACGUACACACAUGGAAGGAAACUACAGCUGUGACCAGUGUGACAAGAGCUUCAGGAAUCUCAGUUCAUACUCCAAACACAAACGAUCCCACGUUACUAAUAAACUGUUUCACUGUUACCAAUGGAAAAGAUACGGAGCAGGAGGUUGGAGAGAAGGAGCCUGCGGGAUUAAGCUCUCGGAGGAGAAAACACACUCGGAUAAUCACUUUGGAAACUCACCUGCGCACCACUGGGAGUUUGGAGAAGAUCACCAGCUCCGCGACUGGGUCCAUAUUUUCCCAUCACCCGUGACAGAACAAUCCAGCCAGCAAUGGACUCAGCGGGCUCAACUCCCGUCCAGCGCGAGCUCGCGCUUCAAGCUGAACGGUUGGAACGACAUGAAAAGAUGCUGCAGCAUGUUGCCGAGGAGCAGUCCGCGCUACUACAGGUGGUAUCUGAACUGA